Messenger RNA from Gigantopelta aegis, 929 nucleotides. Its product is annotated as protein preY, mitochondrial-like. The transcript has 3 exons. Bases 6 to 467 code for a protein of 153 amino acids. Lineage: Eukaryota; Metazoa; Mollusca; Gastropoda; Neomphalida; Peltospiridae. The record is from RefSeq and is a predicted model, not a curated record.
CUAAAAUGAAAGUCAUAGACGACCGGUUCAUUAUCAGACAUUACGCUUACAGCACUCAAACCACAGCCAAUCAUUUCAACCGGGAGAUAGUCUAUACGAUGGUGACCUUCAAGUCCAAGUUUCUUUUACAAAGACUAAUCCGGAGUACGUCUUUGCUGACAUGGAAGCGCCAGCAACAGAACAUCAUUUCCGUGCGCGUCAGUCUCUCUCACAGAAACCUAGCCGUGUCUGCGUGUAGACUUUCCGAUGAUUCCAAAUCUACGCCUGAAACCCAGCAAUUUGAUGAGAAAAUGCUCCAGUAUUUAGCUUGUCCUUUAUCAAAGAAACCAUUACGAUAUGACAAAGACGCCAACGAGCUGGUUUGUGACGAGAUGGGCGUGGCGUAUCCGAUUAUUAACGGGAUUCCCAACCUUAUACCGCAAGACGCCAGAAAGAUCAAAGACGACACCAAGCCAAACAAGACAUGACCCACGAACAAUCUAUUAUUGUGUCAUAUAUACAUAGGAUUUUUAAAAAAAGAAGACAGUAUUGACAUUGAUGCGACGUGGAAAGCGGACAAAGAAAGAAUUUUUCACUAGCCCUUUAUUGCAAAACACUUUUUUUAAACAUUAUUUUGUAAUAUGCAGGCGUAAGUUACUUGGUACAGUUACAAUAUAUACAUGAUGCAAUCGUGAUAUAAGACGAUUAUUCGAUAAGCGUGCAUACUGCGCCAUAGGCGUCGAAAGAUAACAGUAACUGGGGGCAUAAGCGUACGAGACUGGGGGGGGGGGGGGGGGGGGGUCCUCAAUUUCAGGACAAAAUAUGCUAACCGUAGACCUUUUUACCAUGUAUUUGUAAUCCAUAUGAAAAUGCGUUAUGAUUCGUUUGCAAUCGUAUAUAGCUGUUUGGAAGUAAUUGAAUGCUAAUAUUAAUAAAUGUUGUUGUCCAGA